Molecule: messenger RNA, 2541 nt
Organism: Lagopus muta (rock ptarmigan)
Lineage: Eukaryota; Metazoa; Chordata; Aves; Galliformes; Phasianidae
Gene: CDHR4
Product: cadherin related family member 4
Biological process (GO): homophilic cell-cell adhesion
Cellular component (GO): membrane
Molecular function (GO): calcium ion binding
Source: RefSeq, a predicted model, not a curated record
CCGGCGUGACGCCGGGCAUGGGUGGUGCCCGACUCCCGUGGCAACGCGCUCCAGCUUGUCCCAAACAGCUGCCAAGCCAUGGGCACGUACGGACACCUCACCUUCCUCCUCCUCCUCCUCCAUGCCCCAGGGACCUUUGUAAAGUCAGCAGCCCUGCCCGACCUGCCACGCAUAGUGACACUGAGUGAGGACGCUGCACCGGGCGCCUGCGUGGCCGAGGUGGCUGCGUCCUGCAGCAAUGCCAGCAGCAGCCCUGACGUCACGCUGCAGCGCGUCGAGUCCGCUGUCCCUGUGGGCUCCAGUGUCACCCCACGCAACGCCGAUCCCAGCCACCCCUUCAACCCCGUUGCGAUCAGUGCCGAUGGUGUGCCUGCUUCCUCAUUUAGGGCGGAGGUGACGCUGCGUGCCGGCGCAGAGCUCGAUGCCCACCAGGUGAACUGGUACGCGCUGGUGCUGCGCGCUGCCUGUCCUGGUGAGCAGGAGGUGACGGGGCAGCUGUUUGUGCGGGUGACAUCGGGGCAGGCGCUGCGCUGUGGCUUCCCGUUUGCCAGCGCUGGUGGGGACGUGGUGCGGGUGUCAGCAGGCGUGGCACCCCGUUCGCCCCUGUAUGCGGUGCAGGCUCAGCCACAGGGCAGGCUGAUGUUCCAGCUCAGAAAUAGCGGCACACCACUCACGCUGACCCAUCAGGGCCUGGUGCUGGCGCCUGAUGGUGGCUUCAGCCCCAGCAAGGACACCCAGACAUUCAGGCUGGAGAUAGAGGUGAUGGAUCGGCAUGGGCAGAACUGCAGUGGGGUCGUGACGGUGGAAGUGCUGCCAUCGCACCAUCCCCGUGUCACCAUCCUUGCUCCGCAGCAGGACGUGGUGGUGCCAGAGGGCAUUGGUCCCUUGGUAGUGGUCACGCAGGUCCGUGCCAGCGGGGCCAACAUCCGCUACGCCAUCCUCGCUCCCACGUCACCAGCGCUCUUCACCAUCGAUGAAAUGACGGGUGAGAUCCGCAGCACGCGUCGGCUGGAGGUGGCCGGUGCACAGCUCCUCAUCCAGGCAUACAAUGCGCUGCAGCCCUCUGACCAGGACACCAUCGUGCUCAAUGUCACCGUGAGGGGGACAGACCAGCGGGCACCAUCCUGUGUGCCAGCCCUCUAUGUGUCCCAGGUGCGUGAGACCUUGUCCCCUGGCAGCACGCUGGUGACACUGAGGUGCACUGACCCUGCUGGCGAUGACGGGUCCCUGCAUUACACGCUGGAGGGGCCACCAGGCUCUCGUUCCCACUUCCACAUGGAGGGGCCACAGCUGAAGGUCAACACCACUCUGGACUAUGACACCGAGGCAAUGGCUGCUGUGGGCUUCCAGCUGACGGCCACCAUCGUGGUGACAGCCGGGGGACAGCCUCUGAGGAGCACCCGCAUACCCGUGCUUGUGACAGUGAUACCCGUCAAUGAAUUCACACCGGAGUGCCCCAAUGGCAUCAUAUUCACCGUGUCAGAGACAGCACCUUUUGGCAGCAUCGUGGGGCGCGUGGUUGGCACUGACCGUGACCACCCACCGGACAGCCUCGAGUACAGCCUGGAGGGGGGCACUGGCCCUGCACAGCCCUUCUCCAUCGAUGCACGCACCGGUGAGAUCCGUGUGGUGGGGCCCCUCAGCCCCCCACGGCGCGCUGGCUACCGGCUGACGGUGCGGCUGACGGACACCCACAAUGAUCUGGACCCAUUGAACCGGAGGAGCCGACUGUGUGAUGUGGCCGUGCGCCUGCAGGCCAUGCCUCAACGGGCACCACUGUGCAACCCGGAGGUGCAGGAGCUGAGAAUCACAGCUGGGACAGGCAGCCGGCAGCCUGUCACCCACCUGGUGUGCAGUGGGGACCCGGAGGGCACCACGCUGUCCUAUGCCAUUGUCGGAGGCAAUGAGGAUGGGCACUUUCGGCAGGAGGGGAGCGUGCUAUCCUACAUCCCCACCGGCCUGGCUGAGCCCCGCACAUUCGUGCUGCUGGUGGAGGUGUGGGGCAGCAGUGGGUCCCCACGCCGCAGCACCAUGCUGGCACUGGUGGUGCACGUCACACCCCACAGCACCCCAGUGCCACCCAGCACCACCACCCUGCACACGACGCUGCAGAAGGAGCCACUGGUGGUCAGGCAGACGGAGCUGACUUGGCUCCCACCAGCUUGGUUUGUGGCAGUGCUGACUGCAACCAGCGCCCUGUUCCUGGCCAGCCUGUGCUGUGUGGCACACAGUGUGCUGCGCAGCAGCCGAAACCUCAGCAAGGUGCUUCUGAGUGAGAGCUCCCGGGACGCGGCAGCGCAGAGCAGCGCCCGCGAGGAGGAGCGGAGCCGCCCGGCCGCCCGCAGCCCGUCCCUCUCGGCACCGCAGCCCUUCGACGGCCGCGCGCACGACCCACGUGAGCGCCGCGCCCCGGAGGCUGCGUGCGGCGAGGAGCCCUCGGAGCGCGGCGGUGCCAUGAGAGCGGCAUGCCGGCUGUCCCAGCUCGGUGUUUCUGAAUCCCGGGGCUGGGCUUUGCUAACGGAGCGCUGUAUGAUGCCGUAG